UCUUAUUUUCAAAACAUACUUUUUAUUGCAGAUGAUUGCCGAAUACUGCAGUUUUUGGAAGCUAAAGAUGGCUCAGCGCUGGAAAAACACAUCAUAAGAACAAUUGCCUUAAACUCUGAGCAUUCGUGCAGAGUUCAGUGUUAUCUGGAGAACGCAUGCGUAUCGUACAACUUUGGAAAGAGAGUAGCAGGAGAUGAAGUCUGUGAAUUAAACAAUUCGACAGACAUACAACAUCCGGAUGAUUUAAAGCCGAGAGUGAAUUUCAUUUAUUGUGGAGCUGAGGUAUAUAAAAGUUUCCUAUAAUUUUACAAUUUUUGCAUCUAGAAAAGGAUCUCUAUAGGGAUAACCGUUAGCCGUAAAGCGGCCAAAAAGUUUAGCCUUAAAAAUAGGCGUAAAUAUUGACAAAUUCUAAUCGCUAAUCGUAAAGAAACUUUAACUGUUGAAAUAAUUGUGUUAUUACACAUUUUUUUAAACAAUCUGAAAAAGAAAACUCUUCUCUCUGGGUUUGUCAUAAAUGUGAGAACACAACGCGGACGACGGGCUUAGAAGCAAGGCAGACUUUGAAAUCGACAUGAUAAUGUCAACUUCAUUCGCCAUUGUAAAUUGAAUGUAUGCUGUCGUCCAAUCAGAGUUUUUAUAAUAAGUUUACUGUAUAAUAAUGGAAGUUAUUAACCGUUAGCGGUAAAAUGGCCAAAAUUUCUAUCGUUAGCCAUAAAUACCACCACCCCAUUGGGACCCUCUCAUAGAAAAAUCACAGAAGCCCCCCUCUAUGAAGGUUUGUCGCUUUAUUCAAAGAACAUUUUCAGGGUUAGAAUUGAUGUCACUUCAGCACAAGUUUCCCUUCAAUGAAAGAAACAGAUACAAAGUCUUAGCAGCCGGACCAUAUAUAAUUUUAUAAAGGGACUAAAUGAUGUCUCAUUAGAGAGGUUCAAUAUUGUAGUUCCUCGUUGAUGCGGACACUGCAAUCAGCACAUGUCGGAUGAUUCACGCCCUGGCUCAAUUAUGUUUUCAUGUUCUUGGGCAAGACACAUUACUAUUACCAUGUCUCUCUCCACCCAGGAACAUGAAUGAUUAAAACCUAUCAGAUCAGCAUAUUUCGAUGAAGAGCUGCAGUUCUUCAUGUCGCUUCAUUCAAGGGAAACUGAGAAAAGCUAUGGCAAUUAUGAGCUAAAGCUCACAAACCUUAACCUCUUAUCAUUCCAGAAAGAAUUACGUUCAUAGAUUCUUUUCGUACUUUACUCAGAUUACUCAGUCUGAUUUGAAUUUUUCUUUUUCCAUUUAUCAUUUCCCAGAACUCAUGUGGAACCACGCCUUGUAUGAAUGGUGGGACAUGUCAAUCCGGGUUUUUACCACACGGAUACCGCUGCCUUUGUGCUGCAGGCUUUACUGGGUUAAAAUGCGAAACAAGUAAG
Messenger RNA from Pocillopora meandrina, 1412 nucleotides. NCBI's taxonomy places the organism in Eukaryota, Metazoa, Cnidaria, Anthozoa, Scleractinia, Pocilloporidae. The record is from the annotation of a GenBank genome assembly.